UACACGAUUAAACGAAACGGACGGUCCUGCGGUGGGAUCCGAGACCGCGCGUACGUUGUACAGUGAUUCGAAUAGACGUUUCGAAGGCGCUUGAAAAUAUUAUAGCGCAGCACAAACCGCGCAGUUUAGCAUACGAGCGCACACGGCAUACGGCGUACGUACGGCAUAGAAUUGAAGUGAAUAAGUUGGGGCAGAGGCCUGGAGCUCAGAACGGCUCAGAAGUGGUGUGGCAACGGCGGAGUUCGGAGGUUUCGUCGUGGACCGUGUGUAAUUUAAGGGAGUUGUUUCUAACCGUCUUACAAAAUUCAAAAAUACCGACGGUUUAAUUUUAAGUGUUUUUUAGUUUUCCGGGUCCAGGAAUAAAUACGUGUUAUUAGUUAAUUAAGGUUACCAUUCGCAUAUCCCUUUUCGAGUGUAUUUUCGCACUAAAAAGCGUUCUCAGCGCAUUGUCGCGCUAAACAAAGAUGGCGGACGGCGACUCCAGGGUGGACCGGUCUGAUCCCGAGCUGAAAUAUCUUUCCGUGGACAGAAACAGCUUCAACGACCCGGCUACACAGGCAGAAUGGACACAGAAGAAACUCGUAUGGGUGCCACACGAAUCCCAAGGGUUCGUUGCCGCCGGUAUAAAGGGAGAAAGGGGCGACGAAGUCGAAGUCGAAGUCGCCGAGACCGGGAAACGGGUAUUGGUCGCUAAAGAUGACAUCCAAAAGAUGAAUCCCCCUAAAUUUGACAAGGUCGAGGACAUGGCCGAGUUGACCUGUCUCAACGAAGCAUCCGUACUUCAUAACCUCAAAGAUCGUUACUACUCCGGACUCAUUUACACUUACUCCGGACUCUUCUGCGUGGUCGUCAAUCCUUACAAGAGACUGCCGAUCUACACGGAAAAAAUUAUGGAAAGGUAUAAGGGGAUAAAACGUCAUGAAGUUCCGCCACAUGUUUUCGCCAUUACAGACACCGCGUAUCGCUCAAUGUUGCAAGAUCGUGAGGACCAGUCGAUUUUAUGCACGGGUGAAUCAGGUGCCGGAAAGACGGAAAACACGAAAAAAGUUAUCCAGUAUUUGGCCUACGUGGCCGCUUCGAAACCAAAAUCGAACGCGACCCCGAGCCCAGCGUUGAUCAUUGGUGAACUCGAACAACAGCUUCUACAGGCGAAUCCGAUCUUGGAAGCAUUCGGAAACGCGAAGACAGUGAAGAAUGACAACUCCUCGCGUUUCGGUAAAUUCAUCAGGAUCAAUUUCGAUGCAUCGGGUUACAUCGCCGGUGCCAACAUCGAAACUUACCUACUUGAAAAAUCCAGGGCCAUCCGUCAAGCCAAGGAUGAAAGAACCUUCCACAUUUUCUAUCAACUCUUGGCUGGUGCUUCACCUGAACAGAAAAAGGAAUUCAUCUUGGAGGAUCCUAAGAACUAUCUGUUUUUGUCGAACGGAUCGCUACCCGUCCCCGGUGUAGACGAUGCUGCGGAGUAUCAGUCUACGGUGAAAUCGAUGAAUAUAAUGGGUAUGACGAACGAAGACUUUUCUUCGAUAUUCAGAAUUGUGUCGGCAGUCAUGCUGUUCGGGUCGAUGCAGUUUCGACAAGAGAGAAAUUCCGACCAAGCCACGCUUCCAGACAACACAGUUGCUCAAAAAGUUUCUCAUUUAUUGGGGCUCAGCGUUACGGAGAUGACUAAAGCAUUCCUAAAACCAAGAAUCAAAGUGGGACGAGACUUCGUUACAAAAGCGCAAACAAAGGAGCAAGUCGAGUUUGCAGUUGAAGCCAUUUCCAAGGCUUGUUACGAGAGAAUGUUCAGAUGGUUGGUCAACAGAAUCAACAGAUCCCUGGAUAGAACCAAAAGACAAGGCGCUAGCUUUAUCGGAAUUCUUGAUAUGGCUGGAUUUGAAAUAUUUGAACUUAAUUCUUUUGAGCAGUUGUGCAUCAAUUAUACCAACGAAAAGCUACAGCAGCUUUUCAAUCAUACUAUGUUCAUCCUCGAACAGGAGGAAUACCAACGAGAAGGUAUCGAAUGGAAGUUCAUUGAUUUUGGUCUUGAUCUUCAACCGACGAUCGAUCUAAUUGACAAACCGAUGGGUAUCAUGGCUCUGCUCGACGAAGAAUGUUGGUUCCCCAAAGCAACGGACAAAACUUUUGUGGAAAAAUUGGUUGGAGCUCACAGCGUGCAUCCUAAAUUCAUGAAAACUGAUUUCCGCGGCGUUGCUGACUUCGCGAUUAUUCAUUACGCUGGAAAAGUAGAUUACUCAGCUGCCAAGUGGCUGAUGAAGAACAUGGACCCAUUGAACGAGAACGUUGUUAGCUUACUUCAAGCUUCCCAAGAUCCAUUUGUCUGCCAUAUUUGGAAGGAUGCUGAAAUUGUGGGAAUGGCCCAACAAGCGCUGACCGACACACAAUUUGGUGCACGUACUCGCAAAGGAAUGUUCAGAACGGUAUCUCAACUCUACAAAGAACAAUUGGCGAAACUUAUGGUGACUCUGCGUAAUACGAAUCCAAAUUUCGUCAGAUGUAUUAUUCCAAACCAUGAAAAACGAGCCGGCAAAAUUGACGCUCCUCUAGUGCUCGAUCAAUUGAGGUGUAAUGGUGUUCUCGAAGGAAUUCGUAUAUGCAGACAAGGUUUCCCCAACAGAAUACCAUUCCAGGAAUUCAGGCAACGCUACGAGCUACUCACCCCGAAUGUCAUUCCCAAAGGUUUCAUGGACGGCAAAAAGGCUUGCGAAAAAAUGAUUCAAGCGCUGGAAUUGGAUCCCAAUCUUUACCGUGUUGGGCAGUCAAAGAUAUUCUUCCGAGCUGGAGUUUUAGCGCAGCUUGAAGAAGAACGAGAUUAUAAGAUAACUGAUUUAAUAGUCAAUUUCCAGGCAUUCUGCCGCGGUUUCUUAGCGCGUAGGAACUAUCAGAAACGACUACAACAGUUGAACGCGAUACGUAUUAUUCAGAGGAAUUGUGCUGCAUACUUAAAAUUGCGUAACUGGCAGUGGUGGAGGUUGUACACCAAAGUAAAGCCCUUACUCGAGGUGACCAAGCAGGAGGAAAAGCUUACGCAAAAAGAGGAUGAACUUAAACAAGUCCGGGAUAAAUUAGAGAUGCAGCUGCAUUCCGCACAGGAGUAUGAACGCAAGUAUCAACAAGCAAUCGAGGAAAAGACCGUUCUUGCAGAGCAAUUACAAGCUGAGGUAGAACUUUGCGCCGAAGCGGAGGAAAUGCGAGCAAGACUUGCCGCGAGGAAACAAGAAUUGGAAGAAAUUCUACACGAUUUAGAAGCCCGAAUUGAGGAAGAAGAGGAAAGAAGUACAGCGUUGACGCAAGAGAAAAAGAAAUUGCAGUUGAAUAUAAGUGACUUAGAAGCACAAUUAGAGGAAGAGGAAGCUGCGCGGCAAAAGUUACAAUUAGAGAAAGUGCAGUGCGAUGGCAAGAUCAAGAAACUCGAAGAGGACUUAGCCUUGUCCGAGGAUACCAAUCAGAAAUUGCUCAAGGAAAAGAAAAUUCUUGAGGAACGAUCCAACGAUUUGUCCCAAACUCUAGCAGAGGAAGAAGAGAAGGCUAAACAUCUCGCUAAAUUGAAAGCCAAACAUGAAGCAACCAUCGCAGAUCUCGAGGAGAGACUGUUGAAAGAUCAUCAACAAAGACAGGAAGUAGAUAGGUCUAAACGUAAAGUAGAAACAGAAGUCUCGGACUUGAAGGAACAGCUAACCGAACGUAGAACGCAAUUCGAAGAGCUGCAGUUACAGUUGGGUAAACGUGAAGAAGAAUUGACACAAGCCAUGAUGAGAAUCGACGAAGAGGGAGCUGCUAAAGCUCAGGCUCAGAAAGCUUUGAGGGAGCUGGAAUCGCAGCUUGCCGAACUUCACGAAGACUUGGAAGCUGAGAAAGUGGCCAGAAGUAAAGCAGAAAAAUUAAAACGUGACUUGAACGAAGAGUUGGAAGCUUUGAAAAAUGAGUUGCUCGACUCUUUGGAUGUGACAGCGGCACAACAAGAACUUAGAAGCAAAAGGGAGCAGGAAUUGGCAACUUUGAAGAAAAAUCUUGAAGAUGAGACUUCCGUUCACGAAGGCACUUUGGCUGAUAUGCGUCACAAACAUUCUGGGGAAUUGACAGCUAUCAACGAACAAAUGGAUGUUCUGAAGAAAGCUAAAGCUGCGUUGGAAAAGGCUAAGAGCACAUUGGAAGCUGAAAAUGCAGAUCUCACUACGGAAUUGAGAUCAGUAGGUGCAAGUAGACAAGAAUCUGACCGUAGGCGCAAACAAGCAGAACAACAGUUGGCUGAAUUAAACGCUAAGGUUGCCGAAGUUGAGAGGGCUAAGCAAGAGUUGGCUGAGAGAGUUGUGAAAUUGCAACAAGAAGCAGAGACUGUCUCCCAGCAGUUGGAAGCUGCAGAAUUGAAGGCGUCUGCCGCCUUGAAAGCAUCCGCUACAUGUGAAUCACAGUUCUCUGAAAUUCAACAGCAGUUGGAAGAAGAGACGAGACAAAAGUUGGCUUUGAGUUCGAAAUUGAGAGCUGUCGAAGGAGAGAAAGAGAGCCUCCAAGAACAGUUGGACGAAGAAGAGGAAGCUAAAAGGGCUUUGGACAAACAGGUACAAAGUUUGACUAUUUUAUUAGCGGAAGCAAAGAAACGUGGCGAUGAAGAGGCAGAAGCAGCUGUAGCUCUAGAAGAGGCGAGAAAACGCUGCCUGAAAGAUAUCGAAGCUCUGCAAAGACAAGUUGAGGAAUUGCAAGCAGCCAAUGACAAGUUAGACAAAUCCAAGAAGAAGAUUCAGGCAGAAUUAGAAGACAGUAACAUCGAGCUGGAAGUUCAAAGAGCAAAAGUAAUUGAACUAGAGAAAAAACAGAAGAACUUCGAUAAGGUUCUUGCUGAUGAAAAAGCAAUCUCUGAACAGUAUGCUGAACAGCGAGAUGCUGCAGAACGUGAAGCGCGUGAGAAGGAGACCAGGGUAUUUUCUUUGACUCGUGAAUUAGAUGAAUUGAAUGAUAAGGUUGAAGAGCUUGAGAGAGGCCGCAGAGGACUUCAGUCCGAGUUGGAUGAGCUUGUAAACAAUCAGGGAACUGCGGACAAAAACGUUCAUGAGCUUGAAAAGGCUAAACGCGCCCUUGAAUCUCAGUUAGCCGAGCAAAGAUCUCAAGUAGAGGAGCUUGAGGAUGAGUUGCAGUUCACGGAAGACGCGAAACUGCGUCUUGAAGUCAACAUGCAGGCUUUAAGAACGCAAUUCGAACGCGAUCUUCAAGCAAAAGAGGAACAGGCUGAAGAAAAGCGACGAGGUCUGGUCAAACAGUUGCGUGACCUCGAGGCUGAGCUUGAAGAUGAACGAAAACAACGUGCUGCUGCAAUUGUACAGCGCAAAAAGAUGGAAGCUGAUUACAAGGACAUUGAACAACAGCUUGAGAUGCAUAACAAAGUUAAGGAAGAUGCUCUCAAACAGCUCAAGAAACUACAGGUUCAAAUCAAAGACUGUACAAGAGAAACAGAGGAGGCUAGGGCUGCGCGGGAUGAUUUGGCUGCCAGUGCUAAGGAAACUGAAAGAAAAGUCAAAAGUCUGGAAGCCGAACUAAUGCAACUCACUGAAGAUUUAGCUAGCAGUGAACGGAAUAGGCGAACUGCUGAAAGCGAGAGGGACGAACUUCAAGAAGAAAUCAACAACAAUGCCAGUAAAGGAACAUUGUUGCUGGAUGAGAAACGUCGAUUGGAAGCGAGAAUUGCAACUUUAGAAGAAGAACUAGAAGAAGAACAAUCCAACAGUGAGAUCCUAAUGGACCGAGCCAGAAAAGGACAAAUUAAUAUCGAACAGCUCACUACAGAUUUGGCAACAGAACGAUCGACAACACAGAAGCUUGAAAGCCACAGGAUGUUGCUGGAGAGACAAAACAAAGAAUUGAAAGCAAAAUUGGCCGAGUUGGAAACGUCUCAACGUACGAAAACCAAAGCGACGAUUCAAGCCUUGGAAUCUAAAAUCAAUAAUCUUGACGAACAACUUGAGGCUGAGGGUAAGGAACGAUUCGCGCAGCAAAAGAUCAACAGAAAGUUGGAUAAGAAAUACAAGGAAGUUCUUAUUCAACUCGAAGAUGAACGACGAAAUGCUGAUCAAUACAAAGAACAGGUUGAGAAAGUAAAUGCUAGAAUGAAAGCACUGAAAAGACAACUUGAUGAAGCAGAAGAAGAAGUUACCAGAGAAAAGACGCAAAAGCGAAAGGCACAGAGAGAAAUGGAGGACAUGAUGGAGUCUCACGAAUCACUUACUCGUGAGGUUGCUAACUUAAGGAAUAAAUGGAGGCGAACACCAGGCAUGAGCCUUAGCUCUACUACUCGUCUUACGAAACGAGGUUCUUCCCAGACUGGUGGCUCGGGAGAUGAUUCUACCACGCAGGAUGAAAGCAUGGAUGGAGAGGAAACUGCGAAUUAAGUCGUCGAUUUUUUGUGUAAUAAUGACGUAUAGUAUGACGCAUAAUAGACCAUCUGGAGAGCAAAGAUUUGGUCUUAAAAACGAAAGCGAAAAAAAAAUAUGUAAAGUAAGCGGACCAUUUAAUGAUCCAUCAAGUAGCCAUUUUCAAUGAUAUAGAAUUAAGAGUAACGAAAUGGAUUUUUCCAUUUCUUAAUUAUUCUAAUUGUAAUUUUCUAAUUGCGAGGAAAGUCAGAGAUGCGAAAGUGAAAGAUAAAGGUGGGGGAAAAACAAAAAUGAGUCGAAACAAGGGUUUCGCUCCAGUCUGAGUUGCCAUCGGAAAAACAACAAAUGAAAUUAAAAAAUUUACAAAUAUGUACAUAAUCUUUAGUAAUGAUCAUGGAUAACAUUAUGAAACAGCCUAGAAAAUUGAUUAAUUGAAAGAGAAGAAACGUUCGAGACCUCUCAAUUGAUUAAUAAAAAGUAAUCGAUAAAGAAAGGUAAUGAGGUAAAGACAUUUAAAUUAAGCUAGAUCGAAAUAAUUAAUGAAAUACAUACUGCAAACCGCUGCAUAAUCGAAGAGUAACACACUUAGCUAGAAUAAGACAUUGAAAACCAUACAAUAUUUCGAAUAUAUUAUUAUAAGAAUUAUUAAAUGAUUUUAAUAAUUGACUAAUAAUAUACACGCAACGCAUCGUUUACGGGCUAGUUUCAUUUUAAAAGGUUUUAGGUCUUAUGUUUUCCAGUAUUUUCUCUGUUUAAUAUAUUAUAAUUGUUUCUUUCUUUCUCAAAGACUUUUCAUUUAGAAUAUGAUCCCAUGUAUGCAUUUACAUAUACAUAUAAAUAUAUAUUUUUUUUGGCAUGAUUAUAUAAUAUAUUUCAUAGAACGAUAGGCUAAGUUCUUUAUAUAUUAUUCAGAAAAAAAAGCAAAUAAAAUUCCUAAAAAUUGUUAUUUUUUUUUUUUAUAAAUGUUUACUAUACUUGAAAAAAAUUUGGUUUAUCGGAUUCGGGAUCGUUUGGGCCUAGCCUUUUGAAAUGAAAUUUCACCAGGUCUGGCAUACGCCGUUGUUGAAAAGCAACCGCGCUAACGAUACGUUGAAAAUACUUUUGACGAACAGCGUACUUAAUAAGUAAAGAUUUAUAAUUAAUAUUGCAGAAAUUGUAGGCAUUACCCCAUGGAAUAAUGAAGACAUUUUGUAAACAAUACCCCUAGUAUCUUCGGAUAGAUUUUAACUUGCAUUUUUAUAUGAGCAUUUUACUACAGUCAUUCAGGAGCAUUUGUACCAGGUGAAAAAAGAAUGAAAAAUAAACAAUAUAUAGGUAUUAUGAACGCUCAUCACCUGGUAAUGAGGGCUGAUAUAUUUUUUAAUGAAAAGGGUAAGAGUGAGGAAAAAAUGAAUAAUCACUUAUCGAUAGAGACAUUUGAAUACCAAUAAAGAUAAAAGGCAAAAAAAAAUAAAAUAAAAUAAGAUAAUAAGUAAAAAAAGUUGAAGGACAGAAAUGGUUUUCUAGCGACGAAGGUAGUUGGAGAAUGAUUUGAAAAACUCUUAAGUUUGUUAGAUUCCAUGCAAAAGUAAGUCAUAGAGUUAUUGGAUGUAGAGCCAGAGAUAAGUUCAUCUGGUAGCGAAGACAGUCAUUGCAGUUGCAUGAUAGAAUUAACUGAAAAAAGCUGACUGGUUAAUUAACGAAGGUUCUAGAUCCACUAUCUCUGAAGUUUAAAUAGUCAAUUCCGUGAGAGUAUGGCAGAGAAAAGAGCAGGGGACGAAAAGAUGUCGAACUCACUGAAAUUUCACUCUCGGCUUUUAUUUCUCUAUAUAUUGUAGCGAAAAGUUGAGACGUAUUACCUAUAUUUAGUGAAUUAUCUCGGAGUUGAUGCUCUUUUCUGAUAUUCUUAGAGGACUAAAGUGUUUUGUAAAUAAGUUACGCAGAAUAACAAGGAAUUUCAAUGGCGAUAUUCAUUUCUGUUGAAAGUGUUAAGUCAAAGUGAAGAAUGAUUUCAAUUUUUCGGUAUGAUUUUUUUUGUCCCUAUAGGGAGAGAACAAUGAUGGAUAGAGGAUCAAAAAAAAAAUGUUUUGAUAACUUUUAUACAUGGAAAACAAAUGGUUGGUUGCAUCUUAAAUUUAAUAAAUGAAAUGCUGAUGAAAAUUUAUAACAAAAACGAUGCUUUUAUUUGUCGGAAGAUACAAUCAACGUAGCAAUGGUAUACAUAUAUGAGGAAUAAAAUAUAAAUUAUCGUUCUUUGCGGA
This is a messenger RNA of Athalia rosae (coleseed sawfly), 8602 nucleotides long. It is a transcript of the gene zip, whose product is annotated as myosin heavy chain, non-muscle. Lineage: Eukaryota; Metazoa; Arthropoda; Insecta; Hymenoptera; Athaliidae. The record is from RefSeq and is a predicted model, not a curated record. The transcript is spliced from 10 exons. Gene Ontology annotation, cellular component: myosin complex. Gene Ontology annotation, molecular function: ATP binding; cytoskeletal motor activity; actin filament binding. Bases 465 to 6380 code for a protein of 1971 amino acids.